UUUGCCUACCGCACAGACUAGAUUUAUCACUACGUCAUGCUGCUGGCAGUUGCAACGUUUGUGUCUAUUGUUUUUGGCGUGUGGGCUAUGCGCGUCAUUUUCAGAAAGAAGAGAAAGCCUCUGGAAAUGUCUGAUGGAUGGUGGACGUCACGUGACCGACCUGCUGUAGAAGACGAUGAAAUCCGACCAUUCGCAAUUAGUAUUCAAGAAGAAGACUUGUUAGACUUGAAAGGCAGACUGUCAAAGACUCGUUGGAUUGCUGAAUUUGAAGACGGACGCUGGUCGUACGGUGCUAAUCUUGACUACAUGAAGAACCUCAUCAACUACUGGCAAAACGAGUUUGAUUGGCAUAAACAAGAAUCGAUUCUUAAUCAAUACGACCACUUUGUAACUAACAUCGAAGGUCUUGACGUUCACUACAUAAAAGUCUGUCCAACUGAUACAAAUCUAAGACUCAAGGCAAAGCCAUUGUUGAUGAUCCACGGUUGGCCGGGAUCGUUUUUUGAGUUCUAUAAGAUCAUGCCGUUUCUUGUUGAUCCACUAAAUCACGGUGGCACUGAAGGCGAUGCGUUUGAAGUCGUUUGUCCUUCAAUUCCAGGUUAUGGAUUUUCACAAUCAGCAGAGAAACAGGGACUUGAUAUUGUAGUUGUGGCGAGGAUUUUUGGUAAACUGAUGGCACGACUUGGCUUUAAAUCGUAUUUUGUACAAGGAGGAGACUGGGGAUCAUCUGUGGCUACAACAAUGGCCAAUAUUGAUAAACAUCAUGUGAGAGGUAUUCACUUGAAUCUCUACAUUACGUUGGACUCACGUUUUGCUUUCGUACGAGCAUUUCUUUCUGGUCUGUUUCCACGUUUGUUCGGUUGGUUGCUGAAAGACAGUGAGCGGAAAGUUUUCAAGCCUACAUUCUUUGAUGUCAUGAAGAAGGUUCUUAAUGGGAUGGGAUAUUUUCUACUGCAGUCAACGAAACCACACACACCAGCGUACGCAUUGAAUGAUUCUCCUGCAGGAUUGGCUGCUUACAUUGCAGAGAAAUUCUCGAGCUGGUCGGAUGGGGAUGAAGAUCAGUUAGUUCCGUUUGAUGAUUUGCUGACUAAUAUCAGUAUUUAUUGGUUCACACAAACUAUUGGAUCAUCUAUGCGAUUCUACAAGGAGAAUCUUACCAGUCGGCAAGCAAGGAAGGCUAGCAGGAUGUCUGUUGAAGUUCCUACUGCACUUGCUACUUUUCCGGGUGAAUUCUUUCAUGUUCCAGUGACUUGGGUGCAUGGCCACUUUCCAAAUAUUGUACAGAUUACAGAGAUGCCAAGAGGUGGCCAUUUCGCAGCUAUGGAAGAACCAGAACUGCUGGCCAAGGAUGUCAGAAAAUUCUGUCAGAAAAUUAAGGAGGGGCAGUCAAAUUUUGAGUAGUACAUGUAUGUAUGUAUUUUGAUGCAAUGACACAACUAAGAAAGUACAGUUGCUGUAUACUAUACGACUUGUUUAGUUGGCUGGUAGCUACAGUAUGGUAAGUAACACUCACUUCUUGCUUACUAGUUUUUGCUUGAAGCAUGACAUUGUGUUAUUGUUGUUGUUAUUGUUGUUUUGUGUAUACAUGUUAUAUUUUUCAAUUUGGUGAAUAAAUGAUCAGGUUUG
Corticium candelabrum is the source of this 1629-nucleotide messenger RNA. Its product is annotated as epoxide hydrolase 1-like. Lineage: Eukaryota; Metazoa; Porifera; Homoscleromorpha; Homosclerophorida; Plakinidae. Gene Ontology annotation, molecular function: epoxide hydrolase activity. Gene Ontology annotation, biological process: epoxide metabolic process. The transcript is spliced from 4 exons. Bases 37 to 1404 code for a protein of 455 amino acids. The record is from RefSeq and is a predicted model, not a curated record.